AUGACGGAUCGAUUCCCGAAUCUGGCAGCAAAGGUGAGAUUUUUUCUCAAUGACCGAAUGACAACUCUAGUUCAAGUAAUUGGCGAUAAGUACAAAUUCAAGUUAACAUUAAUAAGCACAAAUACAGAACAGGAUGGUGUCAAAGCUUUUGCUUGGAGACCUAGUCUUAAUAUAACAGCUGAAGGUCCCGUUAUUCCUCCCUAUUUGAUCGCCAUGGGCCUCUCAUCUGGCGUCGUCAAAUUGACAAGCCUUCGAGAUGUCGAUCCACUUCAGGAUCACUUUUCUCUCAAUCGGAAGGAAUUAAUUUCACAUUCGAACAAAUUUAGCAUUUUUUUACAUUGGAAUCCAUGGAGGACGAGCCUCUUAGCGCAAGGAAUUGAUCGCGGAAAACAUAAUCGAACGCCCUCAGUUCUUGUUUGGGAUGUCAUUCGAGAAACAUGUGCUAAAGACCAAUCCGAUGCAAAACCCAGCACCGAGUUUUCCAACGCACUUCCUCCCAACUCUCUCUAUAACAUGGGCAAAAUUUCAAGUGAAGUUUCCGCGAAAGGAAAAGACACCCAGUCCUUCUGUGAUCGACCUCUCUGUGAUGCUUGCUUGAAUGAAAACGUAAUUUCUUUUGCUUGGGUCUUGAAAAAUUCCUUCGUUGUUGGUCUCGCAACAAAGCAUAUAAAGCUCUACGAUAUCUCUGAUACGGCUAAAACUAUUCAGAUGACUCAGACUAAAAUGGUGCACGGCUUAACCUCCGAUCCCCUUUUUUCCUCCAGAUUCGCUUCCUUCUCUCAUAAUCAAAUUGCUCUAUGGACUGCUGAAAAUCUCGAGAAACCGAUUUAUGUAUUUACCGCUAAGAAGAUGGUUGUCUGCAUGAAAUGGAGUCCUCUGAGGGAGGGUUGGUUGGGCGUUUUACUUGCUAAUUCAAAGGAUAUAAAGAUCUACAAUACCUUUUUACCCUUCUCACGGCCCAUGGAGGAGUCUGAACAGUUCCUCUUUGAACUGCGAGCUACUACCUCAAAUUGCUCAGAGGAUCAAAGUAAAAGUGCUAUCGAUGAUAGUAUGGAGUCCUUUGUUUCGUUUGCAUGGCAUGGAUCCAUAGUCAACUGUAUUGUCACAAUCGAUCGUAGAGGCUGUCUCAAUGUUGCUAAAGUCAAUGACACUACCGCUCUCACAUGGUCGCCCAACCACACACUGCUGUGGUGCGUUGGCUCUAGUUGGUUGGGAAUUGAUCGCACUGGUCUUUUUUGUGCUCGUGGGUACACUACGUUACCCUCAUCUCUACUUGAAGAUCAAGUUGAUCAUAUAGUAGAGGGCGAAGCUAUCGUCCCUUCUAUUCAUCGACACAUGUUCCCUCAAAAACUGGUAGAUGGAGUUUCCCAGCUUUCUCUCCGUUUAGAUGCUAAUCUCGAUUCGCUCAUGCAGAAAAGAGCUGAUGCAGGUUAUGGUCUUAAUACUGACUCUACUCCCUACUCGGUGAUUUUGGGGGAUGAUCCUAAUCUGAGGAGCCUGUGGAUUAUGAUAGAAUAUCUGCAAGAUUGCAUUGAAGGUUGGGCCCCCUACGGAAAAUGCAAGUCAUUUAUAUUUUCGAAUCAUUUAAAUAUCAGUCAAGAGCCAAAUACUGGUGGUGGUCUGCGUAUUCGCCCAAGUGCUAGCAGUGGUCAAUUGUCGUUCAUGUCUUCUUCCCAGAAUUUACGCUGCACUGGUGCUCUAACAAUUCUGUGUGGAAGCGAUUCCGUUGAUACUGUUCAACUGUCACCUUCUGAGGUCAUUAAACAAGCCGAUUGGCACGGAAUUGAUGCUCGACUUCCGUUCCCUCGAUAUGUUAGUCGUGAGAGAUUCCGAGUGCUUCGAAUGUGUAUGUGGCCACUGGAUGCGCCUCAAGAUGUACAGCGAAAGAUUCUUGAGAGUAUCUGCUCCGAUUUGGAAUUUGAGCGGGCUGCUGCGAUGGCCCUUAUAAAUUUACAAUUUGACUGGACUCUUAGCUUUUUGUCACGGGCUUCUGAACAUCGUCGAGCGAAAGAGGCAGAGGUACCGACCUCUCCUGAAUCUCACUCGACUGGUGAACUCACGUCGGCUGAAACAGAUCUUGUAAAACUUGCCAUCUCGGGUUUCUCGGACACACAGAAUGAUGUUUGGGGGAGUGGUUGUGCUGAUAUUCUCUCACGUCUCAGUAAUCCCUAUCUUCGACUCAUCUUCAAGUUUCUUACCACCGCACGCGGUGACUUUAAUAUCUCCCCGGACUUUAGUGAAAUUUUGGAGAAUGAAAGCCUCUUUCUUAUUGAUCGUCUAACAUUCGCCUGCCUCUACCUCAGCGAUGAAAAACUUCAAGACUACGUUCUCUCUAUCACCAAUCGAAUGGUACUGGAAGGUCGGCUAGAGGGCAUUCUUCUCACCGGUCUCUCCACGCCCCACUUCUUCGAUCUCUUGCAAAAUUACGUCGAUCUCACCUUCGAUGUUCAGACAGCUGCCAUUUUGGGUCUCCAUUCCUGCUACCUAUGUCGACGAGCUGCCCCACCUCCCUCUAUCAAUCCCCCACAACCCACUCCCUUUCUCAACACCCCCGGUAGCCGGUCUAGUACUUCCUCUUCAACUAAUCAGAACCGACUCCGGUUCAGAAGUAUGAGGGAAGCCGCUGUGAUGGCAGCUGGUGCUAGUAGCAGUCGAAUGAAUCUAACUGCCAGCUCCUCGAGUACAAGCUUGACGCAACCGGCGGAUCAACUAGUGGCAAAUAUGGGAGGUAGACGUCUGGCUAAUUGGGUGGAAACGUAUCGCGACAUGUUGGAUCGCUGGCGAAUGUGGUUCUAUCGCGUGGACUUUGAUAACCACUACAAGACCCGCUUGAUUACUCCACUCCUGGGUUGUGGAGUGAAGGCUACUGCGAUUUCAAGCUCUUCAGGAAAUAGUUCAAGCGGUGGACCAACAGCUAGCACUGUCAGUCCUAGUGCAACGACGAAGGAGGCCUCCGUCUCUGUGCCUGUUCUCAACAAGUCCAUUCCCACGAAUACACCCGUGAGGGGUAUUGGUCUGCCAGCCGGUUCUAGUCAGAUAUUUGCUUCUUGUAUCUACUGUGGAUGGCGUUUGGGCGGUGUUGUCCGAAGUAGUACUGAGGAUGCCUCAUCCAACGCUUCUUUGGCCACCGCUCAGUACCCCCAAUCCACUUUCACUCCUACUUUUGGCAAUCCACCACCAACAGGAAUCGGAUCCGCAACUUCAUCAGCCGCAGCUGCAGUGGCAGCCGCCGGAGCAAGUGGAGGCUCAACUACAAUGCACGCCGGUGGUGGCAAGCAAACAAUCUGCUGGCAUUGUCUCAAGCCCUUGCCUCGUUGUUCCAUCUGUCUCAUGCACAUGGGCUCGGAUGUUGGUGGCAGUGGCAACUUGAGAGAUGAAGUAGGGGUGAGGCAAUCAGCGAGUAAUGGACACCACCAUAAGAGGAGUGACAUGAUUGGCUCAAAUAACGCUGUUGGUGGGCCGGCCCUGAUGAAGAUGGCUGUUGGUCCUACGGUGGGAACUCCUGUUGUUAAGAUGACAAGAAUUGGUGUCACUAAAGGUAAGAAGCAGGAGAUCCCGGGUAGUAGUAAUGAUGCAAGUCGUGGUGGUCCAUUGCACCUUUCUUCUUGGUUUGUCUGGUGUCAAGCCUGUCGUCACGGUGGUCACGCCGGCCACAUAUUCAACUGGUUCUACGGCGGUGGCAAAACCAGCGGUGGAGGUUUCGGUGGAGAUUUUCCCCUGCCAUCGGACCUCAUUGAGUGCCCAGUAAACGGGUGCUCUUGCCAUUGUGCCAGUCUAGACGCCACCAUUCCAUCACCUAGGCGUCCUCCGUCCCCACCUCCUGAGUUCCUUUCAGCAGACGCAGGUGCCGUCAGUUUAAUCACCCGAAUGCGAGAUCUUAAAUUUUUUGAGGCUGUUGAAGAUGAUUCCGAGCAAGAGGAAUCUGAGGGGUUUAGUGGUGACCCUCCUCCCGCUUUUAAAAGCAUGAAUGCACCACAGCAGACACAAUCAGUAAUAAAUGGACAUCAUCGUCAACCUACUGGAACCAAUCCGAGAAAUCGUCGAGAGAUUGUAGAUCCUGUUCUUUUGAUGCCAUCGAUGAACUACUUAAAUGGAAGAGGGAUAGCGGAGGAUUAA
Molecule: messenger RNA, 4116 nt
Organism: Rodentolepis nana
Lineage: Eukaryota; Metazoa; Platyhelminthes; Cestoda; Cyclophyllidea; Hymenolepididae
Source: the annotation of a GenBank genome assembly